Molecule: messenger RNA, 864 nt
Organism: Melampsora larici-populina 98AG31
Lineage: Eukaryota; Fungi; Basidiomycota; Pucciniomycetes; Pucciniales; Melampsoraceae
Exons: 3
Coding region: 1-864 (287 amino acids)
Source: RefSeq, a predicted model, not a curated record
AUGAUGACACUGACUUCUGUUUUUGCUAUCCUUUCUAUGUUGGUCUGGUGUUUCAACGUUCAGUCUAUCAAGCUUAGUAGUCUUCUGAUUGCUCGUAAACAUUUAGCAAUGGCCAUCAGGAUCUGCCAAACUUUCAACGUCAUUGGGGAUGUCUAUGUAGGAAUAAGAAGCACACGCAUCCAAGACCAACGCCGCCGAAGUGUGACACCUGCGUCAAAUCACGAUCGAAAUAUGAAUGCUUCACCAUCCAGCCGAUCUGACACACCCAUGAAUGAUGAUGAUGAUCAGGAUGUACUCGCUUUGCCACAAAGCCGCGCGGUCACACCCAUGAGCGGUUAUGAAGCUCCUCCCUCACCUGUUGAACUAGCUGCCCCGCCAAUUGAUCACGACGCAAAUAUAAUUAACCCCCCAGUUGAUCACAAUGUGCGCAUACCUCAUUCACCACGCCGCCGUUCACCACGUCUUUCUGUACGCCCUUUACCGCGCCGUUCACCACGCCGUUCACCACGUCUCGCUGCAAGACUUUCACCACGUCCUGGCACACCCCUAGUCAAUCACAAUCGAAACAGAAGACAUCGCCAUCAACGUGUUUGGCCCUAUUUGAUCAAGCGCAAUUUGAGGAUGAUCUCUCCCGACGAAAAUCCACGGUUUUGGCAGAAGGCGUUUACUUUAAGAGACGAUUUACUUCAGUUUAUGAUGCCUGAUUGCAAUCUCUGGGACUUUUUGACCACCCGAAAGGUCCUUCGCCAGCUUAUUGCACACUUUGAUCCUGCCUACUACCUCCGCCGCCGAAUUAAUAAGGGUGAGCUCAUCGAAAUCUAUCGGGAAAUUGUCAGCAGUGAGUUUGGAGUGAUAUAUGGCUGA